Messenger RNA from Magnolia sinica, 1942 nucleotides. Its product is annotated as F-box protein At5g03100-like. Bases 61 to 1599 code for a protein of 512 amino acids. The transcript is spliced from 3 exons. The record is from RefSeq and is a predicted model, not a curated record. Lineage: Eukaryota; Viridiplantae; Streptophyta; Magnoliopsida; Magnoliales; Magnoliaceae. Gene Ontology annotation, molecular function: protein binding.
UCUCUCUCUCGCCUCAAACACAUUCCAAAAUCUCCACUCAAAUUUCUCCAAUCAUCGACCAUGCUUCAACAACAACACAUCAUCACCGUUCAAAACCCUGACCACAUCAGCAAUCUACCAGAUUCCGUUCAAAACCCUGACCACAUCAGCAAUCUACCAGAUUCCAUCCUUCACUGCAUCCUCUCCUUCUUGCAUGCCACCGAUGCAGUGAAGACGGUCCUUCUAUCAAAAAGGUGGGCCCAUUUGUUUACUUCCACCCCAAAUCUACACUUCCAAAAAUCCCGUCUCUGCAAACGAAACGACAACGAUUUCGUAUCCUUCGUCAACCAAGCUUUGAUUCUCUACGAAAGCCCUACCAUUCAGGAAUUCCAUCUCGUCUUCUAUUAUAAAGGUAAGUUUUAUAACCCCAUCAUUGAUGACUGGAUCCGCUUCGCAUUGUGGAAAAAGGCCCGAGUACUCCAUCUCGACCUCUCCGGUGAUAGUUUUUCAAAUUGGGGCUAUUGGAAGUUUGUUGGGAUUGAUCCAUACUCAUUGCCCCUUGAUUCGUUCAAUAACGAUUCGUUGACAGAGCUGAGGCUCAAUUCCGUCAACAUCAAUCCGCCCAUGAUUGUUUCUUGGAAAAACAUGAAGAGGUUGUCUUUGGAACAGACCAGUAUGGCGGAUUAUGAGAUGGAACGGAUUUUGAAUGGGUGCCCGGUGCUCGAAGAAUUGUUUCUUUACAAAUGCAAUGGUAUUAGUCGACUCGAUUUCAGGGGUCGGAAUGUUAGGAAGUUGACUGUGAAUGAUUAUGAUUCGGAGUUUGGGUUGGAAAUUUGGGGUCCCAAUGUCAUGUCCUUGAAUAUUUCUGGCGAUAUAGGCACUGCGAGACAUCGUUUUAAGAGCCUUCCAUCUUUGGUUAAUGCAACUCUCAAUUUGCAAAUGUCAUUUUACGCCGGUUGGGAUGAUUAUGAAGAGAGCGAGUAUCAUGAUAUUUUUCGGGCACUUCUUGACGCUCUUCGGCAUGCUAGAGUUCUUAAAGUCUGCACUUGGUGUGUCCAGGUGUUGUCAAUAUGGGAGUUGAUAAGGUUUCCUGCUCCCAUCUUUAGCUGCAAUUAUCUGAUACUAGAGACAGGAUUGAGAAAAUGGGAUCUUCCUGGGAUUGUAGGUUUGUUGAGGAGUUCCCCUUAUCUUGAGACUCUCAUUAUAAAGAUAAUUCCCACUUUCUAUCUCAAUUGGGAUGAAACUUUUGAAUAUUUUAUGGCGAAAUAUUAUUUUCAUGGAGUAGAGUACUUGGCAUCACAAGAGUCCAAUCUUCCUUGUCUUGAACAUUGCCUCAAGACAAUCAAGAUAUUUGGCUUCAUCGGCGGGGGAGAUAAAUACAAGAAGCAGAAAGCUUGGUCAGUGAAUCGUAUUCUUAGAAGGUCAAUGAGACAAGGCAUGCUAGUGAAAUUUUUGUUGAAGAAUGCUAUGGUUUUAGACAAAAUGACCAUCUAUGCCAGCAAUGAACGCGAGUUUAAGAUGAUUAAGAAAUGGUCUGGAGUAUUUUCAGAGGUUUCGAAGGAUAUCCUAGCUUUCCCAAGAGCGUCUUCUCAUGCGGAAGUAUCAUUUUCAUAUGCAUAGACUGGCGGAGUUAUUUGCUAUAAUACUCAAAUAUGGCAUGGACGCAGCGAUCACACCUAAAAUUGAACUACUGUAGAAAAACAUGAUGGAGUACGUUGCCAAUUUUGAAUCAUUUGGGUAUCAUGGGUCAUUCGACAGAUUGGGUUUGUAUCUCCUCUUUUCAAUCUACAGAUAGUCCAUGCUUCCUGUCUUGACAACUGGUUGUGGUGGAUAAUGCAGGAGUAUGUUUUCAUCUUAGCAAUUCACUUAUGUAGAUUCUUGUAGUUAGUGAGUAGGAGAGUUGAAAGACAUGUAGUCUCUGGAAUAUCAAUUUAUCUAUUCACAUCCAAACAAUUUAUUGCCA